AUGGAGCCAGCAGUCACACUUAAACCAGAGGUGCCUCCUGCACCAACCUCAUCAUCCACCACAUCCCCCUGCAUCACCACACCAGUAAUCCUCAAGCCCAAAACCGCCGUCAUGGAGGCUGUUGAGGACAUCGUCUACGGCUCAGUCGCCGGUGUAGUGGGCAAAUACAUCGAAUACCCCUUCGACACAGUCAAAGUCCGCCUCCAAUCCCAACCCGACCACCUCCCCCUCCGCUACACCGGCCCCCUCGACUGCUUCCGCCAGGCCCUCCGCUCCGACGGCCUCCUCGGCCUCUACCGCGGCAUCUCGGCCCCCCUCGUCGGCGCCGCCCUCGAGAACUCGUCCCUCUUCUUCUGGGAGCGCAUCGGCCGCGACCUCACCUACGGCUUCGGCCUCGCCUCCCACGACAAGCCGCUGUCUCUCCAAACCCUCUGGCUCACGGGCGGCUUCGCCGGCGCCAUGACCUCCUUCAUCCUCACCCCCGUCGAGCUGGUAAAGUGCAAAAUCCAAGUCCCUGAAACGGGCGGGAAGGCCGCCGCCCCCCUGAAGCCAAUCCCCGUCAUAAGGGACAUCUUCCGCCACCAGGGCAUCUCGGGCUUCUGGCACGGCCAGCUCGGCACCCUCAUCCGCGAAGCAGGCGGCUGCGCGGCUUGGUUCGGCUCCAAGGAGACCACCACCAAGCUCUUCCGUCAGUGGAACGAGAGCAGAGCCACUUCCCCGCAACAUCUCGAGCAGAUCAGAGCACAAGAUGCCCUUCCCCUUUGGCAGCAGGCGGUAGCGGGCGCCUCGGCGGGCAUGGCCUACAACUUUUUGUUUUUUCCGGCAGACACGGUCAAGUCGAGGAUGCAGACCACGCCGAUUGGGGAGGUGGGGCCCAAGAAGACGUUUAUGGGGGAGACGGCCGCGUUGUGGAAGCAGGCUGGUCUGAAGGGGUUCUACAGGGGGUGUGGGAUCACGGUGUUGAGGUCGGUGCCGAGCUCGGCGUUUAUCUUUAUGGUGUUUGAUGGGUUGAAGAAGUAUUUGCCUAUGCAAUAG
Podospora anserina S mat+ is the source of this 1035-nucleotide messenger RNA. RefSeq lists its product as uncharacterized. The transcript is spliced from 2 exons. Gene Ontology annotation, molecular function: L-ornithine transmembrane transporter activity. The coding region runs from base 1 to 1035 and encodes 344 amino acids. Gene Ontology annotation, biological process: mitochondrial L-ornithine transmembrane transport. Lineage: Eukaryota; Fungi; Ascomycota; Sordariomycetes; Sordariales; Podosporaceae. The record is from RefSeq and is a predicted model, not a curated record.